Molecule: messenger RNA, 1275 nt
Organism: Venustampulla echinocandica
Lineage: Eukaryota; Fungi; Ascomycota; Leotiomycetes; Helotiales; Pleuroascaceae
Exons: 4
Coding region: 1-1275 (424 amino acids)
Cellular component (GO): RNA polymerase II transcription regulator complex
Molecular function (GO): DNA-binding transcription activator activity, RNA polymerase II-specific; transcription cis-regulatory region binding
Source: RefSeq, a predicted model, not a curated record
AUGAGCGGGACGGGGUCGUCGGGGAAUGGGUCCUUCAGUUCCCUCUGGCACCGGUCAACUGACAAACUAUCCCCCAAGAAGUUUAAAUUUAUGCCUAGUAAUGUGGCAAAGACUGGUAAUGGUAAGGAGGGUGAGGAUGCAGCUACGGCUGCACUAUCUGCCAAGCAGCAUCGCAGGGCUCAAGUUCGAAAGGCUCAGACUGAACAUCGGCAAAGAAAGGCAAACCACGUUAAGCAAUUGGAACAAGAUAUUAUUGAUCUGCGCAAGAUGAUUAUCACGGCUGAAACAGAAGCCUCACUCGUUGAGCAGGAGAAUGAGGCUAUUAGGAAGAUCGUUGUACAGGCCAAGCUGCCAACCUCUACCUCGGAUGCCUCUUUUCCACCAAUGCUACCAACUAUCCAAAACGAACAGCUAGAUUUACAAUUCCAACCUAACCCCCAUCAAGACCUCACACAAAGCCAGUUCAACAAUGACCUAGCGUCACAAGAGGCAUUUCUACAGGAUUCUAACAGCUCGCUCGUUAGUAUCAUCUUCGAUGAGCUCGUCGGACAAGAAUGUUUGCACGUCAGUCCGUCAACAAGCCAAGAAACUUUACCACAAAUAAUCAACUCUCCGGAUAUCUUCAACUUCCCCAACAAUGCCUUCGCCGCUAAAGCUCUGACGAAUCCUCUAAGCAUUGUCUCCGAACCAUCGAAUACAAAUAGCCUCCCAACUGCCGUGCCACAAUCUCUACCAGCUAGUACAAUAGCCCAAGAGGAGGAACUAGACCUGGCAACCAUAGCUAUAAACUUUAUCCUCGCCCUCGAACAUCCCUGUCGCACACACUUCCACCACCACUCCCCCACCACACCUUUCGACCCUACCGGGGACCCAAGUGGACAUGAACUCAUGGCCUCCACGUUAAUGUAUUCUUCUGCCCCCGAGCCGGUAUUCUCAGACUUCGCCCCAGGAAUUCACAGGUGGACGUCUUCCAAGAGCAGCGAAGAUAAUCUCAAACAGUUAGAAGCGAUGAGUCGUAGUUUGCCUAAGGCGGAUUGGGAAAUAACGCCUGUGCAGGCUUGGUUUAGAAUGGUGGAACAGUUUGGCGUCGAUUGGAUAACGGCCGGUAGCAACGCAAAAGGGAACGAGGCGGAGAAUGUUUUGGAAUGGGUGAAGAAAGAUUUAGCAAAGAUAGUUGGCUGUUUCGCAUUUGGAGCUGUCAUGGAUGAGAAGAAAUUUUGUGAUGUUAUGGAGGAAAAUUUUAAUGUUGGGGGUGGGAGGUCGCUUGUAUUUUAA